Messenger RNA from Acanthaster planci (crown-of-thorns starfish), 3190 nucleotides. RefSeq names its product tryptophanyl-tRNA synthetase 1 (gene wars1). The record is from RefSeq and is a predicted model, not a curated record. Lineage: Eukaryota; Metazoa; Echinodermata; Asteroidea; Valvatida; Acanthasteridae. Gene Ontology annotation, biological process: tryptophanyl-tRNA aminoacylation. Gene Ontology annotation, molecular function: tryptophan-tRNA ligase activity; ATP binding. Gene Ontology annotation, cellular component: cytoplasm.
AUAAAAGUAAGCGUGAUCCGUGCCACAUGUCAUGCAUGUAUUCAUGUGAUGUGUAUUCUGGAGUGUGAGACCAGACUGUGACAUCUGAUUUCAUCAUCUAACCGCUAGGGUUUGUUAACUGCAAAAGACGAAUGUUGUCAUUUUUUUCACAUGUAUGGGAAUGAGCUAAGUCUGUAAAAGUCCCCACCACAGAGGUACACAGGUAAAUGGCAGAAACUAACGCAGCAUCUCAGCUGGCCGAUAUGGAGCUGAACGAUGGGACUGCAGACCAGUCUAACAAGGAUGAUCAACAAGUCAUUCAAGAUGACCGAGUAGAUCCUUGGACCGUUGUGGCAUCAUCGGACAGAGGCAUUGAUUAUGACAAACUUAUCAAAAAAUUUGGCAGCUCCAAGAUUGACCAGGCAUUGUUGGAUAGGUUUGAGAAGGUCACAGGUCACGCACCUCACCACCUUAUGAGACGAGGUGUCUUCUUCUCACAUAGGGAAGUACACCAGAUACUAGACCGGUUUGAAGCCAAGAAGCCAUUCUUUCUCUACACUGGCCGAGGACCAUCGAGCGGCUCAAUGCAUGUUGGACAUCUCAUUCCAUUUGUCUUCACUAAGUGGUUGCAGGAGGUGUUUGAUGUGCCUCUUGUCAUCCAACUGACUGACGAUGAAAAGUUCCUGUGGAAGGACUUAAAGGCCGAGGAGGCAUUGAAGCUAUCCAAGGAAAAUGCCAAGGAGAUCAUCUCACUAGGAUUCAACGUCGAGAAGACCUUCAUAUUCUCAAAUAUGGAGUAUAUUGGUUCCUCCCCACCUUUCUACCAGAAUAUGAUCAAGAUACAGAAGUGCAUCACGUUCAACCAAGUCAAAGGUAUAUUCGGCUUCACGGAUAGCGAUUGUAUUGGCAAAAUCAGUUUCCCAGCCAUCCAAGCUGCUCCAUCGUUCUCCAGUUCCUUCCCUCAGAUCUUUGGCAACAAGAAAGACAUCCCUUGCCUCAUUCCGUGUGCAAUUGACCAAGAUCCUUAUUUCCGAAUGACCCGUGAUGUUGCGCCUCGUCUGGGCUUCCCAAAGCCUGCUCUCAUCCACUCAACGUUCUUCCCUGCACUUCAAGGAGCUCAGACAAAGAUGAGUGCCAGUGAUCCUAACUCCUCCAUCUACUUGACCGACACACCCAAGCAAAUUAAAACGAAGAUCAACAAGUAUGCCUUCUCAGGGGGAGGAGCUUCAGUUGAAGAGCACCGUGAGAAGGGGGGCAACUGCGAAGUUGACAUCUCCUAUCAGUACUUGUCAUUCCUUAUGGAAGACGAUGCCCGCCUUGAGCAGAUCAGACAGGAUUACACGAGUGGCAAGCUACUUACAGGCGAGUUGAAGAAGGAACUGAUUGUGAUACUGCAGAAGCUGAUAGGUGAUAUUCAGGAAAACAGGAAGAAAGUCACAGAUGACGUUGUCAGUAGCUUCAUGCGAGUACGGAAACUUAAGUACAACUAUUAACUUUAAUAGGAAAAACACAAUGAAAUAAUUUACACAAAACCAUUCAUCUGUGUCAGAUUGUAGGAAACUGUCUUGUCAUCUCAUUUUUGAAGAAAUGUCAUGCAGCUUCUGUCAGUGUAGUUUAAGUAAAUCAAGGGUUUCCAGUGUACAUGAUAUCCAAAAGAAUGAAUCUAUAAGUAACUGACAUUUCUGUACCACCUUUUUUUGUGUAAAUGUUCGAAGCCAUUUAGCGUGCAUUAAAUCAUGUAUACCAGCGACAUUAAUCUCUAGAUGUUAUUGCAGUAAGUUGUCUUGCUCGACUGCACCGAUAUAUUUUUCACCUGUCCGGUGACUGGUUGACCUUCUGCAGCCAAGCUUUAAGCCAGCAUGUGAAAAAUUAGAUGACCGUAUUGCCUUAAAGUGUGGCAUUGCAGGGAAUUCAAAAUGCUGAGAUGUUUUUUUUUUUAUAUUUUUUUGUGUAAUGAAAUAAGGCAUCAAAAACAGGAUGUGCAAAGACAGACACUCCUCUGGCAGAAACACUGUCGUCAACUGCUUAGCCAUGGUUCCCAAUCUUACUUGUUGAACAAGUUGGUCUCAGUUGUUGGACACCUGAGAUUUAUUGAAAGCAGCAAAUAUUCUUAACCCCAUAUGUAUUACUGCCUUGCAUAUUAGACAAUUUUUAUCACUUUUUGUGCAGCAAACGUUCACACAAGUGUUCAUACACUUCACAGUGAAGUUAAUGUUGAUAAUUGACAAUGUUUAAUGAAUGACAGUACACAUGAUUCAACUGUGCUCAUUUGUGAUUGAGGUUUAGGUGCUUUGGAAUGUGUGGUUGACUGCGUUAUUUAUACUUUCUUUCUAAAAAAUAUCUUAACCCUUCUGAAUAAAGUUUUAUUUUAAUAAUGCCAUGUAAAGCAACUGAGGGAAGUGCAAACGUUUUUAAUUACCAAAAGCAGCAGGGAAUUUGAUUCAUAGAAAUUGCCUGUUGAUAUUGCAGUAAUUUUUCCCGGGGGGGGUGGAACUCGUGAGAGGAUAAACUUGGCAUUUCUUAAACUUAAAAUUUAUUGGCACUUUAAUUUCUGGUUGUGUUGGAACAGGGUUCAGACAGCUGUCUCUGAUUUACAGAGAGUAGAUUUUGUAAAUUUAUGAAAAGUUAUUUAGGGAAAUGACUGAGAUUCUUGGGCCACAAAUUUGCCAGGACAAAAACUUUUUGUUGUAAAAACUGGUUACCAGUCAAACAGUUCUUUUUAGGAUUCUUAUGUUAUUUUUCUUUUGGGGGGGCUGAUCAUUUUUUCCAUUUUUUGCACUUUUAUGAAAUUCAGUGUCAGUUUUGUGGUAUACCAGAAUAGUACUUCAGGUGCAUACAUAUACGUCCUUGUACUAAAGGUCUGUAUUUCAUAGAACCUACUCUGCAGAAUUGUCUGGGUUGAAACCUGAUGGGAGCCACUUCAAUUGGUAUUAUGUGAGUAUGACUUGGAGGUACAGUGAGGAAGUGUAUAGAUUGGAUGUUGUUGACUUAACAGUUUCAGUUUUGCUUUUUUUAGUCUUAUUUUCAAAUCAUUAAACAACACUGUAUAUUUCGAACACCCUAUCCAUUGAUUUACCACGUCUGUGGUAUGACCACCUUUCCAUGGGUUCAAAUGGAAUGGGAUUUUGAAUAAAUUCAUGUACCAUGUAUAAAUAAAUGAAAACAAUUUGAAUAAACCACACACUUGUACAACAUAUUUUGACAUACUGGA